Messenger RNA from Puccinia triticina, 426 nucleotides. RefSeq lists its product as uncharacterized. Gene Ontology annotation, molecular function: RNA binding. The record is from RefSeq and is a predicted model, not a curated record. NCBI's taxonomy places the organism in Eukaryota, Fungi, Basidiomycota, Pucciniomycetes, Pucciniales, Pucciniaceae. The transcript has 3 exons. Bases 1 to 426 code for a protein of 141 amino acids.
AUGUCCAAUGAAGCCUCAGAAAAUAAGACGAUCUUCGUAGGCAACAUACCCCCCAACAUAAACGCCGAAACACUUCAUUCCAGCUUUUCUCCGUUUGGCAAUAUCUGUGAUAUCCAGAUCCCAACUGACCCCCGAUCACAUACCAAUCGAAACUUCGCAUUUAUCACGUUUCAAAACCAAAUCGAAGCAUUAGAUGCUAUCAAUAACAUGCAUCUGAACCUACUCUCGUCGGAUUCGGAAAAGAUCUUGAAAGUUAACCUGGCAAGAAACAGCUUCCAUAAUAGCAAUCAAAAAUCCGAAGCUGGUGGUUUCUCCAAUCCAAACAAUAGGGCCAUUUGGGAUGAUGAAACUUGGAUCAAAGAAAAUGCACUCAAAGAAGAUUCAAAAGGUGACCCGAUCAAUAAAGAUUCAAAUUUGGUGCCAUGA